AUGUCGGCGAAACUUCCUUCAGUCACUCAUCGUUGCUGCCAGCUGGCAGCUCGGACGCAAAAACGCAGCCUUUCCUCCCAGUGCCUCCGACUUUCCUCCACCAGCUCCGCAAAUCAGCAUAGACGAAGGAAUAGCUUAGCACCCUCACAAUGUUCGCGGAGAUGGCAGUCGACCGAUGCAGCUGCAACGCCUACAAACCCUAAGAUAGCUGGGAUUGUGGAUCAAAUAUCACAGUUAACAUUGCUGGAGACAGCAGAUCUUGUUGCAAGCUUGAAGUCACGGCUCAAUAUUCCUGACAUGGCUUUCGCUGCUCCGGCCGCUGCUGCUGGCGGUGCUGCCGCAACUCCGGCUGCCGAAGCAGAGGCAGCAGAAGAAGCCGCGCCUGCCCCCGCUGAAAAGACGAUGUUCACACUCAAACUCGAUUCCUUCGAUGCUGCUGCCAAGCCCAAGGUCAUUAAGGAAGUGAAAGGAUUGCUCGGCCUGAGUUUAGUGGAUUCAAAGAAAUUCGUCGAGAGUGCACCCAAAGUGAUGAAAGAGGGCGUGCCCAAGGAGGAUGCAGAGAAAAUUGUUGCGGCCAUGAAGGCUCUGGGGGCUGUUGUGUCCAUGUCAUAA
Fonsecaea pedrosoi CBS 271.37 is the source of this 612-nucleotide messenger RNA. RefSeq names its product ribosomal protein L7/L12. The coding region runs from base 1 to 612 and encodes 203 amino acids. Gene Ontology annotation, cellular component: ribosome. The transcript has 2 exons. Gene Ontology annotation, biological process: translation. The record is from RefSeq and is a predicted model, not a curated record. NCBI's taxonomy places the organism in Eukaryota, Fungi, Ascomycota, Eurotiomycetes, Chaetothyriales, Herpotrichiellaceae. Gene Ontology annotation, molecular function: structural constituent of ribosome.